Messenger RNA from Anguilla rostrata (American eel), 2893 nucleotides. It is a transcript of the gene c16h11orf16, whose product is annotated as chromosome 16 C11orf16 homolog. NCBI's taxonomy places the organism in Eukaryota, Metazoa, Chordata, Actinopteri, Anguilliformes, Anguillidae. Bases 270 to 2171 code for a protein of 633 amino acids. The record is from RefSeq and is a predicted model, not a curated record. The transcript has 8 exons.
CAUCCAGAACUGUUAGUAACAGUUAUACUGUUUCUUUUGCAAUAUAUGGUAAUCUAGCCUUGUGCACUUUUGUUGCUGGAACAAGCACACUUAACAGGCCAUGGCAACAUGUGCCUUGGCUUUUUCUCACCAUGGCAACCACUGUAAACAAUUCAGCGAAGGCUCCUACUGCACCCAUUGCAGAUGAGAGCUUGGACACGACCAGAAAGAGACAGGAUCUCACUCCAGGUUUCACAUGGUUCAUUCCAGAGUGAGUGAUCCAGUUGGCAAUGCCAGACCUCUCCCCUUCGACUCCUGGCAUCUUCCCCCUGUUUCUGGGGACAUGGGACAGAAAUGUCACCUUCAUAGUCGACAUUUCAGAGGGCAUGUACCCUGCCAUUGGGUCGGUGAAGCAGUGGCUAGUCCAGACAAUGCUGACCAAGGCCUCGCUACGAGACUCCCUCUUCAACAUCCUUGGUUUCUCACACAAGGUGACUAAGUGGAGUGAGCAUAUGGUGACCUGUAGCCCUGAUACGGUGUAUGAGGCGAUGUGCUGGAUCCACUCCCUGAGCUGCUCUCCUGGCCGGGACCUCUCAGGCGCUCUGACCACUGCAUUCAGUGACCCAGCCUGCCAGUCGGUCCAUCUGGUGACCAACGGCCUCCCGGACGACCCAGAGGGGCUGCUCUGGUUUCUCCCGGACAUGGUGGGGGUGCGCCCGGUGCAUGUGUUUUACCUGUCUGAUACCUGCUGCCCAGACAGCAGGAUGCAGACCUUCCUGCAGCGUCUCACUCAGGCCACCAGGGGGAGCUGUCACAUCCUGUCUCUCAGCUCCACAGGAGCCGUGGAAAAGGUACGUCCGCUGUACCUGGCAGAAAGCAGGAGCAGCCCAACAGCCUGCUCUGAACGGAAGUACUGCAGUGCAGGAGCUGUCCUCAGCAGGCCGUUAUCUUGUUCACUAUGUGCACCUCUGUUCCUGUGCCCUUACAGGUGCUCUCUGGGCCACCUAGGUGGAGAGUGUCCUGUGAGCGUGUGCAGCAGGGCCUGGGGGAGUUAUAGUGGCCCCCCUGCCUUUCUCCCAGGCAGCCGUGUGCUGGCAAGGAGGGAGCUGGACCGGUUUUACUACCUGGGGACAGUAAGGGAGGAACUGCAGGGCAGGAGGGGGGUGUACUUGGUGGAAUUUGACAGGCCGGCAGUGGAGGCGGGUUCAUGUGAGACGGCCCUGCAGCUGACCACCGCAUUGGACUUGGUUCCCCAUACACAAGCCCACGGACACAGCCUGGUUCCUGGGGACAAGGUCCUGGCGCCCUGGGAACCGAGCCUGGCCCGGUAUGGUCCGGGCAGCGUAAUCCAGGGGGUGGAGAUCAGGGACCCCCUCAGGGGCAAGAAUGAGAGCGGGCUCCAUGUGUUGUUCUGGAACGGCUGCCAGGUGAGGGUGCCAGGAGAGGUGGCUGUGUGGAUCCCCCCCUCUCUGCACGAGCGGAGCCUGCAGGAGCUGCAGCGCCCACUCUGUUACCACGGUGACGCACACGGCUGCCUGCCGUGGCCUCGCUACGCCCUGUGUCCAAGUCUCCCAUGCCUAGAUCCGCCCCUGCCAACACGACUGGCCCCGCCCCACCACUGCCCUCACAAAGAGUGGUGGUGUCUAUCUGCUGUGCCCCCUCAAACCAAUGGGCUGACAGGCACAACACUGACGAGCAGGAGGGAGGAGCUGGAGAGGAAGGUUGAUGCCCAGUUGAAGGAGCUCAGGGGAUUGAGACGGGCGGGGUCUCACUCCUCUUCCUCAUCAUCUUCUUUGUCCGAGGAUGUGGAUGAAGAGCCGAAGCUUGCCGGCGUGGAUGCGGUCAGUGCGGCAGUCAACACUGACCUCAGCCUCCUGGAGAAGCCGAAAUCUGCCUCCCUGGACCGGCCUGCCUGGAGGUACUGGGGAAGAAGCUGUGCAGAGCCGCAGCACAGACAGCCUGAACGACUGAUGAAGAACAAAAACAGAUCUACAAAAGUUUUGCCACCUGAAGCCCAGAUCGACAGCCCGACUAAUCACAGCUCGUUAUUUCAGUUGCUUCCUGUCACCACAGGACAAAGGCUGACCGUUAAGGACGUCUUGCACCAUAGUGAUUCUGGAUCGCCAUUAAACGGCGCAGUCCAGUUCCAGCUCAUUGUCACUGGUAAAAGUAUUCCUGUUACUCACACAUGAUGCUGGUUCUGUGCCAGAUCAAAGUCCUCUAUGUACUGUGGACAGAUUAUCAAAUUUCCAGAUGCUUUGUUUAUUCAAAGGGCAUUUAAUCACUUACUACCAAUUUGUUCAUUCUAUCAGAGUCAGGUUAGCUGGAUCAUCCGAUGUUAAAUACAGUAUUUUUGUCCCCACUGAAAAAUGUUCAGUUUCCUCUAAUGUGAAAAAUAAAUGUGGCCAGUUGCAUUUCCAGGUGAAAAAGCUCAGAAGAUGAACACGACCAUUUCAAAUCAAUAAAAUGGCUGUUUAAACCCAACUGAGCCUGUGAAUAGGACAGUUGGUGUUGGCUUAUUCAAUGUGUACAGUACAUCAAUCAGGCUUCAUUAUUACAAUAAAAAGACUGGCAUGCCAUUUUCAAGAUUACAGAACCAAUCUCAAAUUUUGUGUUUGGUUCUUCAAUUUAGAUAAUUAUGCAACUAGCAGUAAUUACAAGCAUGCCAGUUGAGAAUUGAUAAAGAAUGAUGGACCUUUAAUCAGCCCAAUAAACAAAGGCAGACUCACUCUGUAUAACCUGGCUUUCAGAAUAUUCACAUUUUUUGAACUGAUGAAACUGUUUGGUGCCAUACAAAUAUUGAAAUAUAUACUUUAUUGGACACAUUGAUUCAUAUAUAUUAAUUAGUUGCAGCAUAGACAUGAAAUUAUAAAAAAUAAACUUCAAUCUUGAAAUAUACCUCUGACAUACAUUU